CCUUAUAUUUCAUCAAGUAUCCCUUUCCUUGGACAUGCAAUUGCAUUUGGAAAAAGUCCCAUUGAGUUUUUGGAAAACGCCUAUGACAAGUAUGGACCUGUGUUCAGUUUCACUAUGGUUGGCAAGACAUUCACAUACUUACUGGGUAGUGAUGCUGCUGCUCUACUCUUCAAUAGUAAAAAUGAAGAUUUGAAUGCAGAGGAUGUAUACUCUCGGUUAACUACACCAGUUUUUGGCAAGGGAGUUGCUUAUGAUGUCCCUAAUAUGGUAUUUUUGGAACAGAAGAAGAUGCUCAAAACUGGGCUAAAUAUUGCCCAGUUCAAACAGCAUGUAUCUGUGAUUGAAGAAGAAACAAAGGAGUAUUUCAAAGCAUGGGGAGAGAGUGGAGAAAAAAACCUAUUUGAAGCCCUUUCAGAACUUAUCAUUUUGACAGCAAGUCAUUGCUUACAUGGGAAGGAAAUAAGAAGCUUGCUGAAUGAGAAGGUGGCUCAGCUGUAUGCCGAUUUGGAUGGGGGUUUUACUCAUGCUGCCUGGCUUCUGCCAGGUUGGCUACCUCUGCCUAGCUUCAGACGUCGCGAUCGAGCUCACAAAGAAAUAAAGAAUAUUUUCUACAAGGUUAUCCAGAAACGUCGAAAGUCUGAGGAAAAGGAGGAUGACAUGCUCCAAACUCUACUUGAUGCUUCAUACAAGGAUGGCCGUCCGCUGACGGAUGAUGAAAUCGCGGGCAUGCUGAUCGGGCUGCUGCUAGCGGGGCAGCACACGUCCUCCACCACCAGCGCCUGGCUUGGCUUCUUCAUAGCCCGAGACAAAUCAAUACAGGAACAGUGCUACGCAGAACAAAAAGCAGUUUGUGGGGAUGACUUGCCACCAUUUGUAUAUUUUCAGCUCAAGGAUCUCAGUUUGCUGGACCGCUGUCUAAAAGAAACUUUAAGGCUUAGACCUCCUAUAAUGACCAUGAUGAGAAUGGCCAGAACUCCCCAAACUGUUGCUGGAUAUAAUAUUCCCCCCGGCCAUCAGGUCUGUGUGUCUCCCACUGUUAACCACAGACUCAGGGACUCCUGGAAAGAUGCUCUAGAAUUCAAACCUGACCGAUAUCUCCAAGAUAACCCAGCAGCUGGAGAGAAAUUUGCCUAUGUUCCAUUUGGCGCUGGCCGUCAUCGCUGCAUUGGAGAAAACUUUGCUUAUGUUCAGAUAAAGACUAUUUGGUCUACUUUGCUUCGUUUGUAUGAAUUUGAUCUCAUCAACGACUAUUUUCCAACUAUAAAUUAUACAACAAUGAUACACACACCUAAUAACCCCAUUAUCAGAUACAAGAGGAGGUCACUGUAAAUUUUGGAGCUAAAACCUUAUUUAAGUUGUAUACUAACAGACUUUUGAAUGAAAUUGUGACAAAAUGAGUGGCAAGUGGAAACCGUUGCAUCUGCUGUUAGGAAAGCAAGGAUAAUCUACCAGAUACAAAGUCUUUGCAUCUGUUUUGUUUGUUUGCCCACGCUAUUUAAUGCUGCUGUGCAUAAUUCCUUGUUCUACAAAUUUCUCAUUGCGUUUUUACAGAAA
Molecule: messenger RNA, 1554 nt
Organism: Charadrius vociferus (killdeer)
Lineage: Eukaryota; Metazoa; Chordata; Aves; Charadriiformes; Charadriidae
Product: lanosterol 14-alpha demethylase
Exons: 9
Coding region: 115-1329 (404 amino acids)
Molecular function (GO): monooxygenase activity; iron ion binding; heme binding
Source: RefSeq, a predicted model, not a curated record